This is a messenger RNA of Pocillopora damicornis (cauliflower coral), 858 nucleotides long. RefSeq names its product gamma-aminobutyric acid type B receptor subunit 1-like. Gene Ontology annotation, biological process: gamma-aminobutyric acid signaling pathway; G protein-coupled receptor signaling pathway. Gene Ontology annotation, cellular component: membrane; G protein-coupled receptor heterodimeric complex. Gene Ontology annotation, molecular function: G protein-coupled GABA receptor activity. Lineage: Eukaryota; Metazoa; Cnidaria; Anthozoa; Scleractinia; Pocilloporidae. The record is from RefSeq and is a predicted model, not a curated record.
GCGAGGAUAGCUUCCAUAUUCGUUUCUUCUACCGCAGUUCACAUAUAUGAUUUUCAUAUAUUUACAGUCAUUACAUCACAAUACAGAUAUAUUCAGACAAUGUGCUGAAACUGAUUGGGGCUGACAAUAUUCUUCAAGAUCUGAUAACAGACCACGGAAAUGGCAAACCAGUACCAGCUUUUCAUGUGCUUGUUCUCCUACGUUCUAUUGACGAUAGCGAACAAAACUGAUCACGGUAACUCCAUGACCAAGAUUGACCUAUACAUCGGUGGCCUGUUUGGUGUCAACGUCAAAAAUGGCGGUUGGAGUACAGCUGGGGUCAUUCCAGCUUUGGAGAUGGCGUUAGAACAUGUGAACAGCGAUCCUGGCAUAUUGGUGAACUAUCAGUUGAAAUACGUGUGGAAUGAUUCCAGGUGCGAAAGUGGCGCCGGAAUUCGAGCGAUGCUGGGGUUAAUUAACACACAGCCUCACAAGAUUGUAUUCUUGGGUCCCGGAUGUUCGUUAGCGACCGAACCUAUUGCAGAGGCCGCGCUAUAUUGGCAAGCAGUGCAGAUUGGUUACAGCGCAUCAUCACCUCAGUUUUCAAACAAAGAGAAGUAUCCUUUAUACUUCAGAACCGCCACUUCUGAAACAAUGGAAAACCCAGCUAGAGUCGCGCUGUUAAAACAUUUUAAGUGGAAAAGAGUCGCCCUCCUUGUGGAAAACUUCUAUAUUUUUGCUACAACAAAAGAACAUCUCAUUCCCAUGUUAGAGGAAUCAAACAUCACCGUUAUUGCGGCAGAAACCUUCAUAGAGGACCCGUCUUCAUCAGUCAAAAAUUUACUGAAGGUAAAGAGUAAAUCUAUACUUCACAUUUAA